AUGACAUCUCAUGCCUCAUCAGUAACGACGUCAAGGACGUCUUCGGAGCCCUAUCACCAGCCUGAGCAGAGCCAAGAGCCAGACACGGAGCCCGAGUUCAUAUACGGACACAUGCCUGCGGACGGUGAUAUCGAUGUUGAGGAGCUCGACGGCUACUGCGAGGGCGGCUUCCACCCCGUCCAACUGGGCGAUCUGCUUGGCAGAGGCGGGCGGUUCCGCGUCGUGCACAAACUUGGCACCGGUGGCUUCGGGACCGUCUGGCUCUGCCACGACAAGCUGGCGCGGAAGUGGCGUGCCGUCAAGAUAACGACGGCAAAGCACUCGACGCCCGACUGUUCAGAGCUCGACACGGCCGAGCUCUUGCACGACGCCGGCGUCGACGUCGCUCAGAUGGCGUCGCACCAACAUACAGGCCCCGCUAGAGUUCUUCUAGCUCCGCGGCCCCAACGGCCGCCACCUGUGCUCGCGCCGCCCGAGGUGUACUUCCCCUCGCAGCCCGUCGGGUUCGCGUAUGAUGUCUGGGCCCUCGGCUGCUCCAUGAUGGAAGUGCGGCUGGGGAACCGGCCCUUCUGUGGCUACGACCUCGACAACACCUCCAUUAGCGCGCUGCAAAACAUGGAGCUCACCAUGGGGCCCAUGCCGCUCGCAUUCCGCAGGGACUUGAAGAAAUACGGGUUCGGUUCUGCAAACUGCCCCCACGGCGCUGGCUGCGGCAACGAGGGCUGCUGGGGUGAUGAGCUGGUUCCCUACACCAUUAGGACCAAAGACGCAGUGAAACGACGGCACGGCUACACCGAGGGGUUUCCCUGGACCUACGACAAAGUGGAGGAUAAGGCGCGGUUGCAGGAGUACCGCGCGGAAACUAAGAGGAAAACGGGGGUGCAAGAGUCGUCCGACUAUCUGAAGGACUCGAUGCGGCGUGGCUGCUCGAUAAAGUUGGACCCAUACGCGUUCGACGAUAUUAAGAGCGUGUAUCACAGCCGUGAUAGCGACAGCAACAGCGACGGCUGCCUGCCUGCCUGCAAGCUCGAUAGGCCCAGUUUUCCCGACAAUUUGACAGCCGCACGCAACUUCAUACACUACAGGGCCCCGUUCCCCGAGAUUGACGAACUGCACGACCUCCGGCUCAAGAUAUUCUGCUGGAAGCCCGAGGAGCGCGCGACAACCGGCGAGAUUCAGCGUCAUGGCUGGUUCAAUACCCGACACGACGGUGAAUAA
Messenger RNA from Lasiosphaeria miniovina, 1218 nucleotides. RefSeq lists its product as uncharacterized. The transcript is spliced from 2 exons. Gene Ontology annotation, biological process: peptidyl-serine phosphorylation; peptidyl-threonine phosphorylation. Gene Ontology annotation, cellular component: cytoplasm; cytoskeleton. Gene Ontology annotation, molecular function: protein serine/threonine kinase activity; ATP binding. NCBI's taxonomy places the organism in Eukaryota, Fungi, Ascomycota, Sordariomycetes, Sordariales, Lasiosphaeriaceae. The record is from RefSeq and is a predicted model, not a curated record. Bases 1 to 1218 code for a protein of 405 amino acids.